Messenger RNA from Lycium barbarum (goji berry), 1108 nucleotides. RefSeq lists its product as uncharacterized. The transcript is spliced from 4 exons. Bases 16 to 552 code for a protein of 178 amino acids. The record is from RefSeq and is a predicted model, not a curated record. Lineage: Eukaryota; Viridiplantae; Streptophyta; Magnoliopsida; Solanales; Solanaceae.
AAUUAUUCUUACGGUAUGUAUAAUAACCAAACAAACCCCAAAAAAAGACCAUUAGCAGAAAUUAACAAAGACAAGCAGCCAUUAACACUAAAUUGCAUGGUUGUAGCCAUUGAUCACAAUAACCUUUUUUACAGAGUCUGCUCAACAUGUGAAAAAACUUUACCUGAUCCUUCUCCAAUUACCCAUUUACCCUUUUGCAAAUACUGUAACUUUAACAACCCUGCUUCAUCUGGUUCUAAACGCCUCUUUCGUGUACUUAUAUCUAUAGCUACAGAGAAAAAGGUGAUUGUGGUGAUAAUGUUUGAUAGGGCAGCUAAGGUUUUGUUUGGUUGUUCUGCUGAUGAGUUCUUUGAUUUUGCAAAGACUCACCCUUUUGCUGCUGCAAAUGCCGGUAAAGCUUUGGAGGGAGAGAUGUUGAAAGUCACCUUGUCCCAACCAAAGAAUGGGAAUGCACGGCAUCUACGAGUUAUAUCAGUUUUGCCAUUGCGGACUGGUUUUCAGCCUGUGAUCAAGACCUUGAGGGAACUAUAUCGAGCAAGAGGUGGUUCAUAACGCUAGUGCAUUCAGGUGAAUGACGCUUACCAAGCCAGUUGCAGAUAAGGUCAUACUCUCCGUCGUAAAUGAGUAGAUUGAUACCAUCCUCAAGAAGUGCAGGAAUACUGGCUUCAUGAUUCUUCACCCAGUCCGUCCGCAUAGCCUGAUAAACUUUUUUACUACACGAGACAAAAUCAAUGGCGGGGGGAACACCUAGGGCUUCCUUAACUUGGGCAUCGUUGAGGUAAGUGUCCACUCUCGAGAAGUCAUAGCAGAGGUUUCCCUCGCAAGUCUUCCGGAUAUCAUAGUACUGCAGGUGAAAAAAAGUUACAAAAUCCAUUCGUUUGUUAUAAAACAAAUAUGCUUGUAGUUAUAUGACACCGCCGUCUCAUGGAGAAAAAAACUCAAAAAUGUUCUGAAUUCUUUACGUUUAUAUCGCCCGCAAUGGCCAUUAUACUGCUGAAGAUGGUUGUGCAAUCACUAUAUCCAUCCGAACAAGCUUCUUCACUACCAUUUGCUGCCAAUAUUUUCACAAAACAUUACUGAUGUCAAUAAUAUGUGCUAUUUCACUGUC